This is a messenger RNA of Tilletiopsis washingtonensis, 880 nucleotides long. RefSeq lists its product as hypothetical. The record is from RefSeq and is a predicted model, not a curated record. The coding region runs from base 41 to 724 and encodes 227 amino acids. Lineage: Eukaryota; Fungi; Basidiomycota; Exobasidiomycetes; Entylomatales. The transcript is spliced from 3 exons.
CCUCGCCCGGCCACGCGCGCGGCGGCGCGGCGCGGCAGCGAUGCGGCGCGUUACCCGACUUCCGACGCCAGGCACGGCAAGGCACGGCGCGCGCGCGGGGCAGGCGCGGGGCAGGCGCGGGGCAGGCGGCCUGCAGCGGCGCGCACAACCGCCUCGCAAGCGCGCGCGCGGCUUGCUUUGCCAGCGUGCCCGGCGCCCGCUCCCUCCUCCUUCUUCAUCGCCAUCGCCGCCACGUCACACGCGCUCGUCCGUCGCUUCUUCCCCCAUGUCCCUCCUCACCAACACCCAGUGGGACGAGUACGCCCGGAACUACGUCGGCAUCUGGACGCCGCGCGACCUUGCGGGCCCUCGCGCCCGCCCCGCUGCUGGGCCCAUCCGGCGCCCGCGCAACAAGAAGCGUCCCGUCUUCUGGCUCCACUCGGCUGCUUUUGACGAGGACUAUUUCGAGCAGCUCAACGAGAAGGUCUGGACGCACAUUGCUGGGGCUGCGGGCGUCAUGUACGAGCGCGAUGACCCGCGCUUUGCACUUCCCGACUUCGUCACGCUGUACGUGCGCAGCGACUCGACGCCAACUCUGCGUCACUUUUGGGUCACGAUCGGCUCUCGCAAGUGGCGCGACGUGCCGGACUUUGCGCUUCACUUUUCGGGCGAGCUCUAUUUCGAAAUGACGGGCACUCGCGCACAGUGCACCUGCAGGGCGUGCGCCAGCGCUGGCGCCGCUUGAGUUCGUGCGAGCUUCAUCUUGCUCUCCGCCGCCCGUGCGGUGUCUGCUGCCGUCUGUUUGCGCGAGCUAAUGAAAAAAAGUGCCCGGUCUGCGAGUUGGCCGCUGUGCGGUUGUCCGACGGCAUGCAUUGCGGCGCAUGCAUCGCGGCGCAUCCAU